CGAACACACUCGCGCUGCAUCCUUUCCCUGGACCUCGAAACAACAACCCAGCUCCAGAAUGAAGGCCUUUGCUGCUUGUGUCACCGCGGUGGCGGCGCUGGACUGCGCGUCUGGCUUCGUGGCGCCCGUGGUGACCUCUAGCUUCGCCAGCUCUUCGCUGAGCCGCACCUCCGCUCGAUCGCGCGCCCCCGGAGUGCUACGUAUGUCUUCUGCAGUGUCUACUGACGCGAAGGUGGCGGCUUUGCGAGAGUGCAAGAAGGAGCUCGCGGGCAUGAUCGACAAGACCAACUCGCACCCUAUCAUGAUCCGACUUGCGUGGCACGACGCCGGGACGUACAACAAGGACAGCACCGAGGGUUGGCCGAGGCAGGGGGGAGCUAACGGGUCCAUCCGCUUCGAGCCGGAGAUCAACCACGGCGCUAACGCCGGCCUGACCACGGCCCUGAAGCUCCUCACGCCGAUCAAGAAGAAGUUCGAGGAGGUUGGCUGGGCGGACCUCAUGCAGCUCGCCUCUGCAACGGCUGUCGAAGUCGCCGGGGGACCCGUGAUCGACAUGAAGUACGGCCGCAAGGACGCGGUAGCACCGGAGGACUGCGUGGACGAGGGAUAUCUCCCCGCCGGAAACAAGCCUUUCCCGGACGCCGACAACGCCCAGGACCACUUGCGAAACGUGUUCUACCGCAUGGGUUUCGGUGACGAGGGGAUCGUUGCUCUGUCCGGGGCCCACACGCUGGGGCGUGCCUUCAAGGACCGCAGCGGGGAGGGAGCGGAGUCUACGAAGUUCACCUCCGGCGACCACAUCGCCCGUGGGGACGGCAAGGCCGGCUUCGGGCGCAAGGGCGGGAGCUCGUGGACGGAGAAGUGGCUUAAGUUCGACAACAGCUACUACGCAACGGUACCCGACGAGGCGUCUGACCCCGAGCUGCUGAAGCUGGGCACCGACAAGUCCCUGUUCGACGACGAGGGCUUCCUCCCCUUCGCCCAGAAGUACAGGGACAGCGAGGAGGCGUUCUUCGAGGACUACAAGAAGGCGCACAAGCAGCUCGCGGAGCUCGGCGUAGAGUGGGAGGUCGAGGGUGGCAUCUCGAUCUAAACCGUACACCUUUCACAAUCACAUUUUAAUCUGCUUUUUUCUGUUGUGGGGUACGGUUCCAACGGCACACCACGUCGUAGAUUUGAGAAACUGGUGAAAAUCAUGCGUCACGUGUUGAAUCGCCUACGCACCGUUGACCAUGGAAGAGGCGAGGUAUAGAGUAGUAGUGUGAAAAGCGCCGGUUAGAAAGAAGCGCGCUCCCCUACGCGAUGUGACGUUUUCAUUUGUGAGUUUUGGCUGGAGUGUGACGGGAUGGGAAUGGGAAGCGGUGUCGUGCCAACAUGUUUUGCAAUAUAUAAGGAUACUUUUUCUUGGUUUGUGGGCGUUCGCUUACUUAGUACGUGGAUUCUCUGAUCGCUGAGGUCGUUGCCAUUCUCUCGUUUGACGCCUGUGUUCCUGGAUGGUGGCUUUCAUCUGGACUAUCUCGGCAGCGGCAUCAUCAUCGGGUAUGAGUAUGAAGAUUUUCUUUUCACCUUGUAGAUCGGCUGCGUCUGCAUGCAGCUUGUGGUAUGUUUUCCGGAACACGCGUGUGUGCUAAGUUUUCCCUCAGAGCAUUCUUUGUGCGGCAGCCCGCUCGACGUUUAAUGGAGGUGGCAUGGCAAGUGGGGGUGUGGGGGGCGAGGACCCAGGUCGAUGCGCGUCUCUCCUUUGAUGAUGACCGUUACACGGUCUGGUGUCGGUUGGACAAGAAACUCACUCGUCCGCGCUGGCUUGACAGAUACAGGUCUCGUGUGGUUUUGUGUUCACUGUUGGGUCGUGGUCUGAGAUGUGGAUCAUUAUCCAGAUUAUGUCUUCCAUCUACGCUCUUGCUCCUUUCCAAGGGAUUAGGCGUGGGAAGAGGGGGCCACCCGUUAGUCUCGCCGCUAUUUCUUCCUCGUCCGCCCAUCGUAUCAUAGGGUUGGGUGGUUUUCCACGGAGAAAUAAAAAUAGGAGGGAGUCCUAGGGGGCGAGGAUAUCAACGUGGUACUUAGCCAGCCCGUAUGUCAUGCACGCUAUUCGCCUUUGAGGCAAGGUAGUCAGUUGCUGGAUGGUGUCGAGUGCGUCGCCGCAACCAGCGGGAACAUGACACACACCCGCGACACGCCAGGUGUUGUCCUUCUUGAGUUGAAUUUACUGGUGCAACCGUUUGAACCCCGUUUUUUUUUCAAGACCCAACGCCGGUCGACACGUCCGAUUUACACCGAAAAGUGUAGAGGCUGAUGCCGAAAUGGAUGGAUGAACCGAAAACACACACGACACAUGACGUGUAGGUGGGGGAAGCGCCUAGACGGCUGAAAUCAAAGGGGAGGAAACCGGGGGACACGGCGGUCUUGCCGAAGCGGGGGACUGACAUUUUUGUCGUCGUGUCGUGGGCGUGGCAGGAAGGGGAGGCCCACCGUAUUCGUUUUUUUUUUUUUUUCACAAAAUGGAGGGCAGGACUGAUUUCCUUUUUACGAUUGGGUGGACUGCAGGAGACUUGGCCUUCAUGUAGAUCGAUCCCAUCAUCCCCACAUGGCACGAAGCAGGAUGAUGAUGCUGCUUGGUGGAGAAGGAUACAGUGGCGAUCAACCCCCGCCGGCGAAGCGAAAUAACAGCGACCGGAAACGACUGGCGUGGUGGUGAAGUGAAACAUCCAGCGCAUGAGAGCGCGUGUAUGCGCUCCGAAAAAUAUGUUGGUGGGCAAACAAACGUGAGAGAAGCAGUGCUCGAAGCCGCAGAUAACUGCCCACAUUGACAGCUU
Ectocarpus sp. CCAP 1310/34 is the source of this 2813-nucleotide messenger RNA. NCBI's taxonomy places the organism in Eukaryota, Phaeophyceae, Ectocarpales, Ectocarpaceae. The record is from the annotation of a GenBank genome assembly.